Messenger RNA from Melopsittacus undulatus (budgerigar), 1794 nucleotides. RefSeq names its product dynein axonemal assembly factor 11 (gene DNAAF11). Lineage: Eukaryota; Metazoa; Chordata; Aves; Psittaciformes; Psittaculidae. The record is from RefSeq and is a predicted model, not a curated record. Gene Ontology annotation, molecular function: protein binding. The transcript has 12 exons. Gene Ontology annotation, cellular component: cytoplasm. Bases 34 to 1431 code for a protein of 465 amino acids. Gene Ontology annotation, biological process: outer dynein arm assembly.
GUAAUGGCGGCGGCUGGAAGCUGAGAGGCGGCCAUGGUGCGGAUCACUGAAGAUCUCGUUAGAAGACGUGCAGAGCAUAAUGACUGUGAAAUAUUUUCACUGGAAGAAAUCUCUUUACAUCAGCAGGAAAUAGAAAAACUCGAGUAUCUUGACAAAUGGUGUCGAGAUUUAAAAAUUCUCUAUCUUCAGAAUAAUCUAAUUCCAAAAAUUGAAAAUGUGAGCAAGCUGAAGAAGCUGGAAUACCUAAAUGUAGCUUUGAACAACAUAGAAAGAAUUGAAAAUCUGGAAGGCUGUGAAGAACUGAAAAAGCUUGACCUGACAGCAAAUUUCGUUGGUGAACUCUCCAGUAUUGAAGCCCUAAAACAUAAUAUACAUCUGAAUGAGCUGUUUCUAGUGGGUAACCCUUGUACUGAAUUUGAAGGUUACCGACAAUUUGUAGUGGCAACUCUGCAGCAAUUAAAAUGUUUGGAUAGUAAACAAAUAGAACGUUCGGAGAGGAUUCAAGCACUUCAAAACUAUCCAGAAGUGAAACAGAAAAUCAGAGAACAGGAACAAGCUUAUCUUCUCAAAAGGGCUAGAGAAAAGGAAGAGGCUCAAAGAAGGAUGCAAGAAAGAAAGGACAAGAAACAAAACCAAAUGAAAUCUGAGCUUGGAUUUGACAGGUCAGACUCCUUACAGAAGAAAGAAAAACAUCAGGCAGAAGGAGGUGAAGAGCAAGAAUCAUGGAGAACAAUUGAAGAUGAUGAAGACAAAAGAUUUUGGGAGGAGCCUACACCAUACACUCCAGAAUCUAGAUUAGAAACUCACAGAUACAUUGAAGAGAAACGGAGAGCUAAAGAGAAUGCAAGGGAAUCGAAAAAAAAAGAGAAGCCUCUUUGGACAUUGGUCACUGCAGAAGGAAAAGUUCUGAACGUGAAUGUGCCUAAGCUUCAUUUCUCUCUGAAAGAUGAUGAAGAAAACAACCAGAUCAUCUUGGAUCUUGCUGUUUACAGACAUUUGGACACUUCUCUGCUUGAUAUUGAUGUCCAGCCAACUUAUGUACGUGUAAUGGUGAAGGGAAAGCCAUUUCAGUUUGUGCUCCCUGAGGAAGUGAAGCCAGACAGCAGCUCAGCUAAAAGAUCACAAACAACCGGUCAUUUAGUUAUCAGCAUGCCAAAGGCUAAAGAAAUAAUCCUGCCUAAGCAAAAAGUGGAAACUUCAGUUAAGCAUUCUGACUGCAACGCACUGCAAAAAAAUGCAAGAAGGGGCAGACAAGUUGAGAAAUUAGAAGUGGAUCCUAGUAAAUAUUCAUUCCCUGAUAUAACAAAGAUAAUCCAAGAAAAGGAACGAAUUGGACUGGGACCUAUUAAGCUACAACCAGAGAAGACUGCAGAGACUAAGAAUAGUUACAUUGACUUUGAAAACAACGAAGAUGUUCCUCCCUUAAUUUGAAGCACCCUGAAAUAGUCCCUCUAUAUGUGGUAUAUGCUUGAGGUGUUUUCAUGUCCCUCUGUGUAAAGUGAAUAUAAUAUAGCUGAAGUUUGAAAAAUUAUUAUGUUUCUUAUCAAUAACUUUGUCACAUCUGUGCUUGCUGUGGCAUUUUCUGUUAGUGUAUUGCUAUAUAAAUUCUUUCUAGAUUGUUUACUUAGUCUCCGACCAGAAUGGGAGUCAGACAUUGUCAUCUCUUCAGAGAAUUUACAGUCUAGAUUGAAAGAUGACAUAUAGUUGUAGAAAGAGAGAGAAGGAAGGAAGAAAGCACUUGUAAAAAGAUUUAUGAUUAUUCUCACUAAACUGAAGAGAGCAAAAAGCUCUGUG